AUGGUUAGGGCUCAUGAGCGGGAUGAGGACCCAGCAAAGGAGACUGAGAAGGAACCUUCUGAUACCACUGCCCAGUUCUUCCUGUAUGAGGCCCUCUUGGGUCAGCACUUUGAGGCUGCAGAACUGGAAGGGAAUGAGCCAGAACCUGGAGACCUUUUCUUAUUCCGGUUAACAUCACCUGCUGGGCAAUGGCUGGGGGCCCAUGUAGGUGUAUACUGUGGACAUGGGGAAAUCAUCCCCUUUGAAGGCAGGCCUCCCCCAGGGCCCCAGGCUUUCAUGGGUCCCUGGGAGGGCACGGUGUCCAAGCAGGGCCGGCAACAGCUGCUGCGCUCCCGCUCGCUUUGGGGAGUUCUUCGGAAGAAGGGCGGCGUGGACUGCAAGGCACUGACGCGGAGGGUGCAGGAGGCCAUGAACGCAGACGCGCUGCUUUAUCGCCCGACCCACAGCAACUGCGUCCACUUCGCAUUGACCCUCCUCGGUCAGCGGACAGCGCUGCAGGGACUGAGUGUCGUGAGUGAAAGUAACAAGGUGGGAUCCGCUCACCGCUUCGUCUUUCCUCCCCGCCCCUCCAGGGCCUCCAGAGCCGCCCCACUUCCCAGUCCCAUUCCCUGGCGUCCUCAUGGCUGCUAA
Molecule: messenger RNA, 630 nt
Organism: Trichosurus vulpecula (common brushtail)
Lineage: Eukaryota; Metazoa; Chordata; Mammalia; Diprotodontia; Phalangeridae
Exons: 3
Coding region: 1-630 (209 amino acids)
Source: RefSeq, a predicted model, not a curated record